This is a messenger RNA of Macrobrachium nipponense, 1423 nucleotides long. Its product is annotated as mitochondrial import inner membrane translocase subunit TIM50-C-like. Gene Ontology annotation, biological process: protein import into mitochondrial matrix. The transcript is spliced from 6 exons. The coding region runs from base 364 to 1197 and encodes 277 amino acids. Gene Ontology annotation, cellular component: TIM23 mitochondrial import inner membrane translocase complex. Lineage: Eukaryota; Metazoa; Arthropoda; Malacostraca; Decapoda; Palaemonidae. The record is from RefSeq and is a predicted model, not a curated record.
CCAAAGCAAUGAUGUAGUCAUGGCCACGGUUAGGAAUAUAUAUUUUUUGCCAAAAGUGCUGUGUUUAAAGUGCGAGCUAUUAAUUUGCCUAGGAGAACUUUGAGCCAGUUGACGCAUAAACAGUUUAAAAGUGCUCUAGGUUGUGGAAGUGUAACUAAAUUCGUAGGGUUAUAUAAUUAUUCGACGGGUAAACGUCCCUCUUCAGUUGGCCUUGCAGACGAACUUUUGGCCGCUAAAGUUCAACCAGACCCCAAAGACAAAUCAAAAGGUGCAGAAGAUGCCGAACCAGAUAGUGAAAAGGACAAAGAAGAAAAAGAAAAAGUUAAGCGAACAUUAAAGUGGACGUUUAUAAGUUUCGGUGUAAUGAUCACUGGCAUGGGAAGCUUCUUGUUAUGGUCAUGUGGGUCACCUGAAGUUGGUCCUGAUGGAAAGCCAAUAGUUGAUGAGUUUUCAGAAAUGCCAGUUAUACAACAGUACCUCUUGCGUACUUGGAAAGGAAUGAAUGACAUGAACAGGAUGAUUCAAGAACCAUCACGUGAUAAAUUGCUUCCAGAUCCUGUUAAACCCCCCUACAUCCAACCUCCGUACACUUUGGUUCUUGAAUUAAGGGAUGUUUUGGUUCACCCUGAAUGGACUUAUGAAACAGGAUGGCGGUUCAAGAAACGGCCUGGUGUUGACUUUCUGUUGCAUCAUUGUGGACCACCGCUUUUUGAAGUUGUGAUAUAUACUAAUGAACAAGGAUUUACUGCUUUCCCAAUCAUUGAUCAUCUCGAUCCCAAUGGCCUCAUUUGGUAUCGACUUUACAAGGAUACAACUAGAUACGUAAAUGGCAAGCAUGUUAAAGAUCUUAGCUGCCUCAAUCGUGAUCUUGAAAAGGUAAUAUGUAUUGACUGGGAUGCAGAUGCAGUUUCAAGUCCUCGUAACCAUUUGAAACUGAAGAGAUGGGAUGGCAAUAUGAAUGACCAGUCUCUUGUUGAACUUGGAUUAAUGCUUAGAACAAUUGCAGAAUCUGAAGUGAGUGAUGUCAGAGAGGUAAUUGAUUAUUACCGCACAUUUGAUGACCCCUUAGCUGCAUUCCGGGAAAACCAGCGUCUUGCACAAGAACAAGAACUAGCAGUUAAACAAAGGGUUGAAGAAGAACAUCAGCAGAAAAAAUUCACUAGCUCUAUCAUUUCAUCAUUUUUCCGAAGAAGCUAAAGCCAUUUCAGUGUCUCACAUGUCAAAAACAGGAUGUCUUGUAAUUCUGUAUAAUGUUUGUUGUGGCAGCUUGCUAAGCUUGGUCUAAGUUUGAAAGGAACUUACUAGAAGUUUUAUGUAAUUUUUUCUUAUUCAGGUCAUUGAUCAUCUUUUCCUGUUUUUGGAAUUAAUCUUGCAGAACUUUUUCUAGGUAUACAUAUACCAUAAUGCAUCUUGCUUGUUACUU